GCCAGGCCGCAUCGCGACAGAGAUGCUCCAGGGCUCGCUCAAAAGCACAACCCCUCGCGCAACACCACAGACACGGACGCAGCUGCCGCCGCCAUCUUCUCACCACUGCACAAGGCCUCACCUGCGCACAGGCUCUCUGCGCAUCCACACUACACUACAUCACCCGAUGACAGCACCGCGUGCACCGUCUCUGCAGCUGCGAAUCGCGUACGGCUUCUACCAGUAGCCCCAGUUCUUGACAUCACGACCGCAAGGUCCCCGUCCUCGGCGUCGCCAACGCAGCCUACCGUUCAAGGACAGCGACGUCAACAGCCAGCGCAUAUAUGGCCAGCAUCGACCGCUACCGCCCGACCGGCGGGCGCGAAAGCUACCAGCCGCCGGUUGCUGGCCUCAGUGGCAACCGCAUCAAGUCUCCCACAAAGAGGCGCGAAAUCCCUCCUGCCGUCCCGUCGCCCCCGACCUUCUCAUCCAGAAACUCUCCGCCGCAUUCCCAAUCGCGAACUACAGCGUCGUCCUCCCAAUCCACUCCCAGAACGCCAGUGGCAUCUCGCAACCAGUGGCUCUUUACGCCCGAAGAAAUACUCAGCAGCCCAAGUGUCCUCGACGGCAUUAGUCCAGCGGAGGAGAGACUACGGCGCGCAAAAGGCGUCAACUUUAUCUACCAGGUUGGCGUGCUGCUCGAGCUGCCCCAAACCACACUCUACGUGGCGGGCGUGUUCUUCCACCGCUUCUACAUGCGAAGCAGCUUAGUGGAAGAGAAGCAUGGCGUGCAUCACUACAACAUCGCCGCGACAGCACUGUUUCUUGCCAACAAGAUCGAGGAGAACUGCCGAAAGACCAAAGAUGUCAUCAUCAACAUUGCGAAAGUCGCCCAGAAGAAUUCGAAACUCAUCGUCGAUGAACAAUCGAAAGAGUACUGGCGCUGGAGAGAUAGCAUCCUCAUGUACGAGGAGGUCAUGCUGGAGAAUCUCACCUUCGACCUGAUGAUAGAGAAUCCCCACAUCAAGCUCUACGAGACCCUAGGUCACCUUGGCGUCAUCCACAACAAGGCACUCCGGCAUGCCGCGUGGGCAUUCUGCAACGACUCAUGUCUUACCUCGUUACCGCUACUGAUGGAGGCACGGGACAUUGCGAUUGCGGCGAUCUUCUUCUCGGCCACGUUUACUGGCGAACAGAUUCCAGACAUCCACGAACGAUCUUGGUGGAAGGCGAUCAAUGCUAAUGAGGACCACUGCGCAAAGGCCAUUGAAACCGUGGCCGAGUUCUACAAGGAGAACCCUCUACGCAAGACAGACAACCCUUACAACGGUGCGUCGGAUUUCAGCCUGGAGAACACCCGGCGGCGCCUGGACGACUCCAGCAAUGGCGUCACCCCAAGGACAGAAAACGGCACACAAAGCCCACAAGUCCGAGCGAACGGCGCAGACCAGAAAGAGAUGGAAAUCGAAGCUGAAAAGGCGUCUCAAAAAGCUCCUGGAGACUCGGAUGCCGCGCUCAAAGAAGCAGCCAACGAUCCCACAAUACAUCAGAGCACAAGUGCAGGCAGCAUGGGAUCGCCGAGGUCAAAGAGAAAGGAGUUUGAGGCCAUGGACACGGACGACAGGGACUCAAAACGCCAGAAGACGGAGUCAGAAGACGACGAGGGUGAGGUACACGAAUAGAGUCGUGCUACUCGAUAUUUUCUUCGACCACGGCCGCGGAAGGUCUAAACCGCAUGCCGUCACAUCCGGUAUAUCAGUGUGUCAGUUUAUAUUUCAGCAUAUUCCACGGCGGCAUUUUGCGGCCCGCCGUGCGACGAGGACUGGUGGCGUUUGGGUGUCGCGCUGGCCGGAUUGAACUUGGUGCAGUAUCAUUCCAGGCGGCACAUUUUGAGAUUGGUCCUUACCUACG
Molecule: messenger RNA, 1890 nt
Organism: Microdochium trichocladiopsis
Lineage: Eukaryota; Fungi; Ascomycota; Sordariomycetes; Xylariales; Microdochiaceae
Product: cyclin-K
Exons: 2
Coding region: 324-1661 (445 amino acids)
Biological process (GO): regulation of transcription by RNA polymerase II; positive regulation of DNA-templated transcription, elongation
Cellular component (GO): cyclin/CDK positive transcription elongation factor complex; nucleus
Molecular function (GO): cyclin-dependent protein serine/threonine kinase activator activity
Source: RefSeq, a predicted model, not a curated record